Molecule: messenger RNA, 897 nt
Organism: Aureobasidium melanogenum CBS 110374
Lineage: Eukaryota; Fungi; Ascomycota; Dothideomycetes; Dothideales; Saccotheciaceae
Product: translation initiation factor 3, RNA-binding subunit
Exons: 2
Coding region: 1-897 (298 amino acids)
Cellular component (GO): cytoplasm; eukaryotic translation initiation factor 3 complex
Molecular function (GO): translation initiation factor activity; RNA binding
Source: RefSeq, a predicted model, not a curated record
AUGUCGAACCAACCAGGACGCACCGACUGGGCUGAGGACGACGAGCCCGAUCUCGCCACCGCCCUUCCCCCGCCUCAGCACACAAAGAACAAGGACGGCACCGAGACCAUCGUCACCAUUUUCCUUAACGAGGACGGCAAGAAGGUCAAGCGCACACAACGCAUCCGCAAGGUCACCAAGCGCACAUAUGAAAAGGCCGGUGUCGCAGAGCGCCGCGCCUGGCCCAAGAUGGGUCUCGAGGCAGGCCGUCCUGCUGGCCCCCAACCCGAUACCACCACUCUCGGAGAGAACAUCAUCUUCCGCCCCCAGGUCGGCUUCAAGUCUGGCGCCGCAGAGCAACCUACCGCCGAGGAGGACCAGAAGGCACAGCAGCUCAAGCAGAUGAAGAUCAAGUGUCGUAUUUGUUCCGGCGAGCAUUUCACCACAAAGUGUCCCUUCAAGAACACCAUGGCUCCCGAGGGCGAGGCUGGUGCCGGUCUUGCAGACCUCGACGGUGAUGUCGGUGCUGCCACCCUUCAGAAUCUGGCUGCAGGCGGCCCUGCGCCAGGCGCUUCCGGCCCCGGUGGCUCUUCCUACGUGCCCCCACAUCUCCGCAAGGGCGGUGCUGCUACUGGCGAGAGAAUGGGCGGCAAGUUCGAGAGAGACGACCUGGCUACUCUGCGUGUCACCAACGUUUCCGAAUUCGCCGAAGAAGACGAGCUUCGCGCACUGUUCGAGCGCUUCGGUCGCGUCACCCGUGUCUUCCUCGCAAAGGACAGAGAAACAGGCAAGGCCAAGGGCUUCGCUUUCGUCAGUUUCGUCGACCGAUCAGACGCCGCCGUUGCAUGCGAGAAGAUGGACGGUUUCGGUUACGGACAUCUUAUCCUGCGCGUCGAGUUCGCCAAGAAGGCCACUUAA